AUGGAACAUAUGUGCCAGCUGGUGGAACUUAUAUACCACCAAACCCUCCAAGAGAAGCACCUGCACCAGGACUACCUAGAACAUUUACAUCGUCACAUGGACACAGACACAGGCAUGCACAACAACCAGCACAACAACCAACAGUUCAAAACCCUGCACAACAACAACAACAACAACAACCAACACAACAACCAACAGUUCAAAACCCUGCACAACAACAACCACAAACAGAGCAAGGACAUAAAAGAAGUAGAGAACAAGGAAACCAAGAAUUCUUAA
This is a messenger RNA of Trichomonas vaginalis G3, 279 nucleotides long. RefSeq names its product protein of unknown function, DUF4106 family. The transcript has a single exon. The coding region runs from base 1 to 279 and encodes 92 amino acids. NCBI's taxonomy places the organism in Eukaryota, Parabasalia, Trichomonadida, Trichomonadidae. The record is from RefSeq and is a predicted model, not a curated record.